This is a messenger RNA of Perognathus longimembris pacificus (Pacific pocket mouse), 2712 nucleotides long. RefSeq names its product protocadherin beta-16-like. Bases 87 to 2483 code for a protein of 798 amino acids. Gene Ontology annotation, cellular component: plasma membrane. The transcript has a single exon. Gene Ontology annotation, biological process: homophilic cell-cell adhesion. Lineage: Eukaryota; Metazoa; Chordata; Mammalia; Rodentia; Heteromyidae. Gene Ontology annotation, molecular function: calcium ion binding. The record is from RefSeq and is a predicted model, not a curated record.
GUUCUGACGUUCAGCUGUGCAGGACGAAGUACAAGGAUCCUGGGAACACCAGAAGCUCCUGUGGAUCAAAAUUUCAAGAAAGAGCAAUGGAGAAUGGAUGGAUCCCAAAUCAGAGGCAAAGGCAAGUCCUGAUUUUCUUUGUUUCCCUGAGCCUGUCUGGGGUGGGCACGGAGCUGGGGCCGUAUUCCGUGGUGGAAGAAACGGAGAGAGGCUCCUUCGUAGCCAAUCUAGGGAAAGACCUGGGGUUGGAAUUGUCACAGUUGUCCACCCGUGGGGCCAGAAUAAUUUCCCAGGGAAACAAGGAGCAUUUGCAGCUCAAGGUACAAACUGGAGAUUUGCUCAUCAAUGAGAAAGUAGAUCGCGAGGAGCUGUGCGGUCCCACGGAGCCUUGCCUAUUACAUUUCCAAGUGCUGAUGGCAAAGCCCUUGGAGAUAGUUCAGGGUGAACUGAGAGUGAGAGACAUAAAUGACAAUUCUCCUGUGUUUACUGAAAGAGAGAUGGUUUUUAAAAUACCAGAAAAUAGUCCACUAGGAUAUUCAUUUCCUCUAAAUAAUGCUCUGGACUUGGACGUAGGAAACAAUAGUGUCCAGAAGUAUGCAGUCAGCCCAAACUCCCAUUUCCGUGUUCUAACCCGUAAUCGCAGCGAUGGUAGGAAAUACCCCGAGCUGGUGCUGGAGAAAGAGCUGGACCGGGAGCAGGAGCCUGAACUAAGAUUAACCCUGACAGCACUGGACGGCGGCUCCCCACCUCGGACUGGGACCUCACAGGUCCGCAUUGAAGUGGGAGACAUCAACGACAACGCCCCUGAAUUUCAGCAGCCUGUCUACACGGUGCAAGUCCCCGAGAAUAGUCCGGUAGGCUCCUUGGUGGCCACGGUCUCCGCCAGGGACUUAGACAGUGGAGACAAUGGGAGAAUACUGUACACGCUUUCUAAGUCUUCGGAAGAAACGAGCAAUCUGUUAGAAGUCAAUCCGAUGACCGGGGAAAUCCGGCUGAGGAACCGGGUAGACUUUGAAACGGUGAGGUCUCAUGAAGUGGACAUCGAGGCCACGGAUGGAGGUGGUCUGUCAGGGAAAUGCAACCUCAUCCUACAGGUGGUGGACAUCAAUGACAACCGGCCGCAGGUGACCGUGUCCGCGCUCACAGACCUGGUCCCCGAGAACUCCGCGGAUGUGGUGGUUGCAGUGCUCAGUGUUUCCGAUCGUGACUCUGGAGACAACGGGAAGGUGGUGGCUUCCAUCGAGGAAGAUCUUCCCUUUCUUCUGAAAGCUUCAGGGAAGAACUUCUACACCCUGGUGACGGAGCGGCCGCUGGACCGGGAGGAGAGAGAGGAGUACAACAUCACCAUCACCGUGACGGACGCGGGGAGCCCCCGGCUGCGCACGCAGCACACGCUCGCCGUGCGCGUGGCCGACGAGAACGACAACGCCCCGGAGUUCACGCAGGCCUGCUACACGCUGCGCGUGCGCGAGAACAACAGCCCCGCCCUGGCCCUGGGCAGCGUGCGCGCCACCGACAGGGACGCGGGCAGCAACGCGCAGCUGAGCUACUCGCUGCUGGCCGGGCCGCAGCCCGGGCCCGACGCGGCGGCGCUCGUGUCCAUCGACGCCGACAGCGGGCAGCUGUUCGCCCUGAGGCCGCUGGACUACGAGGCCCUGCCGGCGUUCGAGCUGCGCGUGCGCGCCGCCGACCGAGGCGCGCCCCCGCGCAGCAGCCAGGCGCGGGUGCGCGUGCAGGUGCUGGACGCCAACGACCACGCGCCCCGGGUGCUGUACCCGCCGCAGAACGCGUCUGCGCCCUGCACCGAGCUGCUGCCCAGGGCGGCCGAGCCGGGCUACCUGGUGAGCAAGGUGGUGGCGGUGGACCGCGACUCGGGCCAGAACGCCUGGCUGUCGUUCCGGCUGCUGCAGGCCACGGAGCCCGGGCUGUGGGGCGUGGCGCCGCACAAUGGCGAGGUGCGCACCGCGCGGCCGCUGAGCGAGCGCGACGCGCCCCGCCACCGGCUGCUGCUGCUGGUGCAGGACCAUGGCGAGCCGCCGCGCUCGGCCAGCGUGGCGCUGCACGUGCUGCUGGUCGACGGCUUCUCGCAGGCCCACCUGCCGCCGCCCGCCGCGCCGCCCGAGCGCGCGCAGCCCGACCGCCUGGCCGCCUCGCUGCUCGUCGCGCUGGCCGCCCUGGCCGCCCUGGGCCUCGCGGCGCUGCUGCUCUUCGUGGCCGGCAGGCUGUGCCGGAGGCGCGGGGCGCGCUCGCGGGGCGGCUGCGCGCUGCCCGACCCCCCGUUUCCUGCGCGCCUGCUGGACGCGGGGCCCGCGGGGACGCUGGCGCGCGGCGGCCGCCACCUGGGGGCGCUGCGGGGCGCGACCGGCGCCACCGAGGUCAACUCGCUGAAGCCAAUCUUUCCAAACCUGUCUCCCCAGAUUCCUGGGAACGAGAUAGAGGGAGCGCCGAGCUUCCGCAAUAGUUUGGGGUUCAGUAUUCAGUAACAUGAAUGGUUUCCUUGGAUUUUAAUGGUGACUCCAGAGCCACCAGUGAGUUCAAGUGUCAAAAACCAAUCCUCCCUCCCCUCUUGCCCCAAGGCAGUGGAAAGCCCUGUCUCAGAGCUACCAGUGUGACGUGUGUCUGCUGAGACGUUCUAGGACAAAUGAGUUCAAGUUUCUGAAACCAGUGAUACCUAAUUCGCAUAGGCAUUCCCUUGGUCCAGGAAUGGAAGGA